Molecule: messenger RNA, 1209 nt
Organism: Giardia duodenalis
Lineage: Eukaryota; Fornicata; Diplomonadida; Hexamitidae
Exons: 1
Coding region: 1-1209 (402 amino acids)
Source: RefSeq, a predicted model, not a curated record
AUGUUCAAUGGCGGCCUCACCAAUGAUUUUCUAACUCACAUUACAAUCUAUUGCCCGCUAACCGAUACGCGGCCAUUUCGAUACAAGGAAUCUACAUCGUAUGACAUCCGCCUUUUCGAAGAGGACUUUGUAACCCUUCAGGGAUUUAAGAAUGCAAUUAAAGAACGCACACGCGCUGGCUUCCUCAAGUCGCAGUUUUUUCGUGUGACAUUUGACAGGAACAUUACAGAUGACACCCAUACCUUCAUUAGUGACGAUGACGACAUCCUGCAGGCCUUUGAUUCCAAUCGUGAGCUUCCGUGGCAGUUGAUCAUAGUUCGAUAUACAAAAGUGCAAGCCAGCAGACUCCGUGAUAAGCUCAAGUGUGGCGAGCAGACCGAGCUAGAUCUCCUUACAAGACAAAAGCGUCGCUACACCCGGUCCUUGGCUCCAAGGGAUGCCGGGCAAGACAUGAAUGUUUCCACGGCAUCUGUCGCUACAGGCGACAUAUAUGGGCACACUGACUACGUAACGGAUGCCGUGGGCGCUUCCGUUACUUCCGAGCUACUACUGUCACAGAGCUUAGAUUGCAGUGCAGACAUGCGUGGACACCAACCCUCCUUUAUGCAUUCAAAUGCUCAUAUGCUUGAAUACGGGGCUGGGUUUAGCAAUCUUCCAAGGUCCUCUGGUCUGACUUCUUCCCAAGAUCCCACUUUCACUCAUCGAUCCUCGGAGGAUGGUUGUCUUUUAGCUACCGACUCAAUGAUUCAUGAACAAGACCGUGAUAUCAUGACCUGGAGCACCAAGAGUCCGUCCACUGGCCCACUUACCAUAAACGAGGCAGUCACUAGGAUCUGUGAUGAAACUCCACUUGGGCGGCUCUUUAGCAACCGCGCCCUGAAGAUCUGGGCAUUAGAAAUCAUUCUAGAAAGGCACAACUCCUUUUCCAUUCCCCCCUCGUUCUUUCCUAUCCCUGAUAUGUACCUCAGGCAUUGCUGGCGUAGCGUGGCAGUCCCCAUAGAGCUUCAGCCCAUUUCUAUGCUUUAUGCCAAGUAUCUCGCUGACAAGACAUUAGAGCACGCCAUUGCCUCCGCAGAAGAUGGCACAGACGAUGACGUUAGUACCUAUAGCGCGGAGGAAGGAAAUGGCAAUACUGACACUAAUAAGUGUAGCCACGAAGGCAGGAUCGAUAAUUUAUCUGACGACGACGAGCAGAUUAACCUGAUCUAG